UAUAUAAGGCCUGGAGGCUGGACCGCUGGAGAGGCGAAGACUUGGACCCCCAGCUGAGGAGUCCUGCUCAGACGUGGUCACUGGGUCUGAGAAACUUCUUGAGAGACCACAUUCCAGGGACAAGCUGACUCUGUGAAGCACCCUCAUCUAUCUCCUGCCAUGUUCCCCACAGGGCCAGGGGGAAAGAUGUUGGGGACCAAGGCCUGCAUGUUCUUCCUCCUGUUCCUGGAGUUCACCUCUGUGUUUGGGAGGCAGACGAUGCUCACACAAUCAGUGAGAAGAGUCCAGCCUGGGAAGAGGACCUCCAACAUCUUUGCCAAGCCUGCUGACCCCCUGGAAAAUCCUGGAGAGUGGACAACAUGGUUCAACAUUGACCACCCAGGUGGGCAGGGUGACUAUGAGCGGCUGGAUGCCAUUCGUUUCUACUAUGGAGACCGUGUGUGUGCCCGGCCCCUGUGGCUAGAGGCUCGGACUACUGAUUGGAUACCUGCGAGCAGCACUGGCCAGGUGGUCCAUGGCAGUCCCCGUGAGGGCUUCUGGUGCCUCAACAGAGAGCAGCGGUCUGGUCGGAACUGCUCCAACUACACUGUGCGCUUCUUCUGCCCGCCAGGGUCCCUGCGCCGAGACUCAGAGCACAUCUGGAGCACAUGGUCUCCCUGGAGCAAGUGCUCAGCUGCCUGUGGUCACACGGGGGUCCAGACCCGUACGCGUAACUGCCUGGCAGAGACGAUGUCACUGUGCAGUGAGGCCACUGAAGAGGGACAGCUCUGUGUGAGCCAGGACUGUACAGCUUGUGACCUGACCUGUCCCAUGGGCCAGGUGAAUGCUGACUGUGAUGCCUGCAUGUGCCAGGACUUUGUACUGCAAGGGGCUGUCUCCCUCCCCGGGGGUGCCCCAGCCUCAGGGGCCACUGUCUACCUGCUAACUAAGAAGCCUAAACAACUGACCAAAACAGACAGUAGGGGAAGGUUCCGAGUGCCUGGCUUAUGCCCCGAUGGCAAAAGCAUCCUGAAGAUCACAAAGGCCAAGUUUGCCCCCAUCAAGCUCACAAUGCCUAAGACUAGCCUGAAGGCAGCUACCGUCACUGCAGAGUUCAUGAGGGCAGAGACUCCAUAUAUUGUGAUGAAUCCUCAGACAAAAGCACGGAGAGCUGGGCAGAGUGUGUCCCUGUGCUGUAAGGCCACAGGGAAGCCUGGGCCAGACAAGUAUUUCUGGUACCACAAUGACACACUACUGGACCCCUCCCGCUACAAGCAUGAGAGCAAGCUGGUGCUGAGAAACCUGCAGCGGGACCAGGCUGGGGAGUAUUUCUGCAAGGCCCAGAGUGAUGCUGGGGCUGUGAAGUCCCAGAUCGCCCAGCUGACUGUCAUAGCCCCUAAUGAGACCCCUUGUAACCCAACCCCUGAGAGCUACCUUAUCCGGCUGCCCCACGACUGCUUCCAGAAUGCCACCAACUCUUUCUAUUAUGAUGUGGGCCACUGCCCCAUCAAGACCUGUGCGGGGCAGCAGGACAAUGGGAUCAGGUGCCGGGAUGCUGUGGAGAACUGCUGUGGCAUCUCCAAGACAGAGGAGAAGGAGAUUCAGUGCACUGGGUAUACACUGCCCACUAAAGUGGCCACAGAGUGUAGCUGCCAGCGGUGUACAGAGACCCGGAGUAUUGUGAGGGGCCGUGUCAGUGCUGCCGACAAUGGGGAGCCCAUGCGCUUUGGCUACGUGUACAUGGGGGGCAGCCGUGUGAGCAUGACUGGCUACAAAGGCACUUUCACCCUCCAUGUUCCCCAGGACACUGAGAGGCUGGUGCUUACAUUUGUGGACAGGCUGCAGAAGUUCAUCAAUACCACCAAAGUGCUACCCUUCAACAAGAAGGGGAGCACAGUGUUCCAUGAGAUCAAGAUGCUUAGACGGAAAGAGCCCAUCACCUUGGAGGCCUUGGAGACCAACAUUAUCCCCCUGGGGGAGAUGAUUGGUGAAGACCCUGUGGCUGAACUGGAGAUUCCAUCUAAGAGCUUCUACAGGCAGAAUGGGGAGCUCUUCACAGGAAAAGUGAAGGCCAGCGUGACCUUCCUGGAUCCCCGGAAUAUUUCCACAGCUACAGCUGCCCAGAGUGACCUGAACUUCAUCAAUGACGAAGGAGACACCUUCCCCCUUCGGACAUAUGGCAUGUUUUCUGUGGACUUCACAGAUGAGGCCACCUCAGAGUCACUCAAUGCUGGCAAGGUGAAGGUCCACCUCGACUCAACCCAGGUCAAGAUGCCAGAGCAUGUUUCUACAAUGAAACUCUGGUCACUCAACCCAGACACAGGGCUGUGGGAGGAGGAAGGAGACUUCGAAUUUGAAAGCCGAAGGCGGAACAGAAGGGAAGAGAGAACCUUCCUGGUGGGCAACAUGGAGAUUCGUGAGAGGAGGCUCUUUAACCUAGAUGUUCCUGAAAGUAGGAGGUGCUUUAUCAAGGUGAGAGCCUACCGGAGUGAGAGGUUUCUGCCCAGUGAACAGAUCCAGGGAGUUGUGGUUUCUGUGAUCAACCUGGAGCCCAGGACUGGUUUUUCAUCCAACCCCAGAGUCUGGGGCCGCUUUGACAGUGUCAUCACAGGGCCCAAUGGGGCCUGUCUGCCUGCCUUCUGUGAUGACCAGUCCCCUGAUGCCUACUCUGCCUAUGUCUUGGCAAGCCUGGCAGGGGAGGAACUGGAAGCGGUGGCAUCUUCUCCUAAAUUCAACCCAAAUGCAAUCGGUGUCCCUCAGCCCUACCUCAACAAGCUCAAGUACAGGCGGACAGAUCAUGAGGACCCGCGGGUUAAGAAGACAGCUUUCCAGAUCAGUAUGGCGAAGCCAAGACCCAACUCAGCUGAAGAAAGCAACGGGCCUAUCUAUGCUUUUGAAAACCUGCGGGCAUGCGAAGAGGCACCGCCCAGUGCGGCCCACUUCCGGUUCUACCAGAUUGAGGGGGAUCGAUAUGACUAUAACACGGUCCUCUUCAAUGAGGAUGACCCCAUGAGCUGGACUGAAGACUACCUUGCAUGGUGGCCCAAGCCAAUGGAAUUCAGAGCCUGCUACAUCAAGGUGAAGAUUGUGGGGCCAAUAGAGGUGAAUGUGCGAUCCCGCAACAUGGGGGGCACCCACCGGCGAACAGUGGGGAAGCUGUAUGGAAUCCGAGAUGUGAAGAGCACGCGGGAUAGGGAUCAGCCCAAUGUCUCAUCUGCCUGCCUGGAGUUCAAGUGCAGUGGGAUGCUCUAUGACCAAGACCGGGUGGACCGCACCCUGGUGAAGAUUAUUCCCCAAGGCAGCUGCCAAAGAGCCAGCGUGAACUCUAUGCUUCAUGAGUAUCUGGUCAACCACCUGCCAUUGGCGGUCAACAAUGACACCAGCGAGUACACCAUGCUGGCGCCCCUGGACCCGCUGGGUCACAACUAUGGCAUCUACACCGUCACUGACCAGGACCCUCGCACGGCUAAGGAGAUUGCACUUGGCCGAUGUUUCGAUGGAACAUCUGAUGGUUCCUCCAGAGUCAUGAAAAGCAAUGUGGGAGUGGCCCUCACUUUUAACUGUGCAGAGAGGCAAGUGGGCCGCCAGAGUGCUUUCCAGUACUUGCAAAGCACCUCAGCCCGGCCACCUGCCACGGGCGCUCUCCGAGGAAGAUUGGCCUCCAGGAGGCAGCAGCGGGCAAGUAGGGCUAGCCAGCGUAGGCAAGGAGGGGCGGCUUCUCUGAGGCUUCCUGAGGUUGCUCAGCAGCCAUUGAGCAACUGAGUCUCCGGUGCUCCAUCCUCUUUUCCCCUCACCUCAAGUGACAGCCAUUGUGAGACUGAUGCACAAACUGUCACUCGGUUAAUUUAAGCACAUCUGUUCUGGUGCAAUUUGCUUGUUUAUUUCUUCAUGCCUUUACUUACUGUCUUUGUCCCACUCUACUGAUUGGCAUGUAACCCCUAAAAUGGCAAAAUAAAGCCCUUUUGUCUUGUUCUUUAAAAGAAACACAAGGAAUUGGCAAUUGGGAAAACUCUCUGGCUUUGACCGUUCUUCAUUUAGUGCCAUCAAAAAAGAAAAGUGUACUUUUUUUUUUUUUUGCAUGGUUUUACCACCCCUAUGAUAAUAAAAACCUGAUUUUGAAGUUCAAAUAACUAAUAUUAAGCAUAUCUCUUGGUCUUGCUCCACAGGAUGUAAGAAGCAUCCCAUCACAGUUCAUGUGCAUAAAUGUUGGUGAAAAAUAAAAGGAAUAAACUAUAAUAUUUUUACUUGAAAUGUAAAUAAGUUAUUUAUUUCUCUGCUGAAUUUGGAACUCUAGUACGCAUUCAAUGUUAAGCUAUUGAUUAUAGGGUGAUCACAGUUCCUCUACCAAGUGUGCAAAGAACAUCUCUUCAAAUGCAGUUACUAAUUUUAUUUGCAUGUUUCUCUUAUAUUUGCUUUUGUUCUAGCUAGAAGCUAGAAGCUUAGUGUAGCCCAGGGCAGAUGUCAAUAAAGGCACAUUUUAUACUUUGAUUCUGAG
This is a messenger RNA of Orycteropus afer afer, 4474 nucleotides long. It is a transcript of the gene CILP, whose product is annotated as cartilage intermediate layer protein. The record is from RefSeq and is a predicted model, not a curated record. Lineage: Eukaryota; Metazoa; Chordata; Mammalia; Tubulidentata; Orycteropodidae.